Molecule: messenger RNA, 5892 nt
Organism: Frieseomelitta varia
Lineage: Eukaryota; Metazoa; Arthropoda; Insecta; Hymenoptera; Apidae
Product: cytospin-A-like
Exons: 13
Coding region: 100-4830 (1576 amino acids)
Biological process (GO): actin cytoskeleton organization
Cellular component (GO): microtubule organizing center; filamentous actin
Molecular function (GO): protein binding
Source: RefSeq, a predicted model, not a curated record
UCGUCUCGUUUGUGAAUUUUCCUGUGAAAGUUGUGACGUGAUCGUUAAACAUCGUAGCAAUAUCCCUAUACAAUAGCGCAUUCGCAACAAUUUGGCGAAAUGUUUCGGCAAAUAUUGGAGGUUCUAGGAGGAAGCUCGGCUCGAAGCGGAAUGUCCAUGGGUUCGGGAGAUCGGGCACCGUUUAAACGGGCAACAGCCACUUCUGUACCGAUCACGAACAAGCCCCCAAAGACCCGAUCGAGGUUCGAAUCGAAGCCAUCGGCUGGCACGGGGAAAAAACGGGACGUGGUCACGUCGCUUUUCAGCCCGAAAAGGCCAACGAGCAAAAAAGUCGAGCGUCUUGGCAGACACGAGGCGGAGCUAAAGCAGCGAUACAAAUCGCUGUUUCGCAGAGGCCAACAACAACCGCCGACGCAGUCGCAACAGCAGCAGCAGCAGCAACAACAGCAACAGCAGCAGCAACAGCAACAAAUCCCGCUGCGUCAGGCGCCAAGCGCCUCCUCGCUCGAGGCGAAGAACGAGAAUCCAUCGGUGGGCAACUGGGGCUCCCUCGGUAAGGAAGGGACCAGGGGGAACUCCAAGAGCAGCUACAAUCCCAAGGGACCCGGCAAGGGGUCCAGGAUGCAAGAACUCGAGCGCGAGAUCGAGGUGUUGCGCAAGGAACGCGUACGGCUCGAGUCGAAUCUGCGAGAGGCGACCUGCCAUGCUCAGAAUCUUCGCGAAUUGCGUGCCGAGCUCGCUUCUCUCAAGGAACAACACACUUUAGAGUUGGAACGUCUUACCGAAGAGAACGAGGCUCUCCGCGUGAAGCUCAGAGACGUGGCACAUUCUCCUCUGUCAGACUCUGAGAAGCAACAGUUGCUUCUGGACGCGUCGAGGCUGCACAAUUCGGCGCCAGCGUCGAUAGCAAUCCCCCAGGAUGAAGGAUCCACGCCUAUCGCUGGUAUGCCUCAGGACAGUGCUCAGUGCACCACCCCGGACUGGGACAAGCACUCCUCUAGUUCUGUGUCAGAGGUCUCUGUCGCUUGUCUGCAGGAUAGAAUCUUGCAGAUGGAAGAGACGCAUUACUCUACGAACGAGGAGUUGCAAGCGACGAUACAGGAGCUAAGCGAUCUACAAGCGCAGCUUACAGAACUGCAAGCUGACAAUGAAAGACUAACAGAGGAGAAGGACGUGUUGUUGGAGUCGCUCUGCAGACAAACGGAGAAGCUAGAAGACUCUCGUUCCAAGGUUGAUACGCUGCAAGGUUUAUUGUUGAGGGAGGAGCAGCCUCAAGAGUCUUCCAAAGGUUAUAACACAGAAAGAGAACAGAAAUUAGUAGAUCUUUUAAAAAGUGCACAAGAGGAACGAGAAUCCUUGCUGCAGAAACAAGAAGAGCUAACGUCCGAAGUGAAGAAUCUUCGAGCAGCCGCGGAGGUCAGCGCCGCAGAAACAGAGCGAUUGACAAAAUGUGUACAUUUGUUAGAGUCGUCGGUGGAGACGGCGAGUAUCGAGCGGAAACAACUGGACAUGGAACUAGCAGAGGCCAGGCAGGAGGGUGCAAAUCGGAAUAUAGAGAUCAGUAGGUUGGCUACGCUCUUGGAGAACGCGCGAGCGAAGAUCGAAGAAUUGGAGCAGUCGAGGCAGGUGGAGAACAAAAGCGAGGCAGAUGAACUUCUGGAUGCCGCCAGAAGAGAAAAGGAUACUUUGGAGACACAAGCGGCGGCUCUGCAGGAACAGCUGGCGCGUUCACAUUGCGACCACGACCGUCUUAGAGAUCAGUACUCGCAACUUCAAGAGGAAUAUAAAGUAGCACGUAACAACGCGAAAUCGGCGAUAGACGAUCUGGAAUACAGGCUAAACCAACUGAAGGACGAGAGGUUAUCCGUGAGUACGGAACUGCAACUCGUGAGAGAUUCUCUUGCAGAGUUGCAGGCGCAAUGCCAGAGACACUUGGAAGAUAAGAGAGAGUUGAAGGCUGCGUUGAACGAGGCCCAGAGAAGGGAGCGCGAUGCUCAAACACGUCAGUACGAAUUGGAGCGUUCGUUGGCCGAGGAACGUAAGUUGAGACAAGAGCAGGCCACCGAGUGGGAACAGUUUCAGACGGACCUCCUGAUGACUGUUCGCGUUGCGAACGACUUUAAAACGGAGGCUCAGAGCGAGCUGGAGCGGGUCAUGAUGGAGAAUAAAGCGCAGAGGGACAAACUGAGAACGCUAGAAGCUCAGCUCGAUAAGCUGAAUAAAGGCAGCGCUGCUGGAAGCUCACGCAAACCCGCUAGCAAUAUUUUAAAACGCGGUCGUACUAUUAUAAAAAAGCGGCACGAGUCAACAAAAAAGAGCGUUCCGAGAUCGAACGUAUUGAAAAUAAUGGAUGAAUCAGAUCCAAGUGACAUGGAAGAUUUGAAGAUCGACGACUCGAAAGAGUUGAACUUAACGAUCUCUCACGAAGAUACUGAAUCCGAUGGUAGUAUCAAAGUUUCACAGUCCAAAGAGCCCGUUAAGCUAAACGACAAGUUAAUCUCUGGAGAGGAAGUUGAGAUUCGUCCUUCUUUUGAGUCAAAAAACAGUCUGUCGGAGCCUGUCGACGAUUUUGAAGAACGAUCUUCGCUAAAGAUGGACGAUUCCGACGACAAAUCGUUAGAGGCUUCUGACUUCCAAAGAACAAGGUCGAACAAGAGUUUCAAGACCUUAGAUUAUCCAAAACUAUACAUAUCCGCUACAUCAGUUUUGGAGGAAAAUGAGAUUGCAAAAUCGUCCCUGUUGAAAAAUAUAAAAGGCAUUCAGAACGUUGGAACGGACUCUUAUGGUAUUGAGAUUUCCAACAGCCGAUUUUUCGUUCCCAAAGACUACGUGUAUUCCGGAGUGGAGAACGCAAUGGACGAUUUGAAGUUUGAGGUGGAUCCAGAAAUGAGGAAAGUGUUGCAGGAAAGCACCCAAACAAAUAACAAUUCGAUAAACAUUGAUAAUUUUGAAGUGAUGACCGAUGUUCAAGAAUCUCCACACGCGAACGAAUCUAAAGCGAAAGCUAUAUUUUCGUCCGAUUCGAAGAACAAAGAAAACUCUUUGCUCUUGCAAACGUCAAAGUUCAAAGAAUCGAAGGAAGAGUACAAGAACGAUUCUUCUUCGAACAAAAAGCCAAGGUUAUUCCUGAAGAAGAGCGAAUCCAGAUCUGGCAGUGAAAUUGUCGACUCCCUUUUAGAUACCAAUCACAAGCAAAACAUUUUUGAUUCUGCCUUGAAAAAUCGAAUCUUCUCUACCUCUUUAGACAAUCUGAACUUACGAACUCACUCUGCUGAUAAUCCGAGUAACAGUGUUACAAGAAAAAUAAGACAAAAGGAAGAUUCAAAUCCCUAUAACGAUUGUGACAGUAGAAUACGUUACAGAGAUACCAACGAUGUUGCAACUGCAAGGCCAAGAAGUUUUUCAAUUGAACCUUACUUACCCUGUAAGUCACCAGAUGACAUAGAUCUUUCAAAUAUCAAAAAGGUGAAAAACAAAGAGAAAGAAAAAUAUAAUAGUACAUACCCAAUUCUUUCUUCGUUGGAAAAUUUACCUAGAUCUACCUUGGACACUCCAUUCGCGUCGUUCUCCUCUCGAGUAGCAUCAAAGGAAUUUCCAACUUCCUUCUCAAAAGAAACCACCAGAGGGUUAGAUUGCGUUUCGACGCAAAAGACCGUUAACGGGGCAUUGAAGUUCGACAGUGAUUCACAGAAGAUUGGAAAGAAUCUAACUCUUUGCGAAGCCAACAGAUUGAAACGCAUGAAAUUCUUGAACAUGAAUUUGUCUCAAUCCGAACCAGCCACAAGGUAUGAGACGAGCAACAGUGCGGUAAUCACGAGGAGGACAAGAAAUGAGAGCUCAAGCUCGAUCUCCGAGUCGAAAAUAGGUCAGAAUAGUAGCGAUUCGAUGUUCAAGGAUAAGUUACUGAUAGGGAGGACGUCCUCUUUAAGAGAGAAAUUUGAGACGAUCGUAGAAGAUGUGGAACUGAGACCAGGCCGACAAAUAGCUAACCAGAAAGUGAUUCAGCAACCGCAACAAAGGCCGGCGAGCACACCAACGGAAACUCAACACUGCGUGUUGACGAGCGUUCAACAGGAGAUCGCCGCACGUCGGAAAGCUAAUAUUUCUCGCCAGGAUUCGAGGUUGUCUGUGAAAUGUUUGAUAGAAAGCAUCGAGAAUGCUACGAAACAAGCAAAAGCAGGACCGGGAAGUCGUAGCAGUUCUACAUCCUCCUUGAACUCUAUUGGAACGAACGACAUAAUGACAUUAAAAGCUCCUCUUCGUGAUCAACAACAGAUCAAUAAUUUAAUUUGCACGACCAAUUCAACGAAUAAUAACAAAACACAAACUGCAAUCACUAGAAAACCAUUAUCAGAAACAAAGUCAACAGUGCCGGUAGUGCUGAGCCCAGGUGAAUUGCUGGACUCUGCCGCGCUGAACGCCAAGGCAAUCGACUUUGUCCGUCGCAACAGCGUAACAGAUUUGUCGGAACGCAAAGAUCCUCUCUGUGGACUAAUAAAGAACGGAGGCUCGAAACGAAAUGCAUUGCUGAAAUGGUGUCAAAACAAGACUAUGGGCUACCGAAAUAUCGAUAUUACGAAUUUCAGCAGUUCGUGGAACGACGGCCUGGCCUUCUGCGCCAUCCUUCAUUCCUAUCUUCCACAGAAGGUACCGUACGACACUUUGACACCAGUGGAGAAGAGAAGAAACUUUUCUAUCGCUUUCUCCGCCGCAGAGAGCGUCGGGAUACCUACUACCUUGAACAUAGGAGAGAUGUGUCAAUUGGAGCGACCUGACUGGCAACAAGUUAUGACAUACGUGACCAGUAUUUACAAACACUUCGAAACGUAAUUUUCGGUUCCUUUUUUUAUUGAAAAUUCACCAUUGAACCGAGGACGAAUCGACAACAAGAUCAUCUAGUCAACUAAAAAAAAAAUUUUUUUAUAGGAACAAAAUUCUCUCCAAGGACUUUUUCUUUCUUUGUUUUUUACUUUCAAGGAUCAAUGGAUAUAGCACUGCCUAUGCCUAAUGCCUGUGCAUGCCGCGAGAGUGGAUUUCGACGGGACAUAUAAACCUAACACCAAAUGGAAUUGCUUUUUACUAUGAGACUGAAUGUUUUUAAUAUACAUCAUAUAUUAUAUAUACAUAUAUAUAUGUUAAGAAUUGGAGACAAAGAAAUAGAGGCAGGGAUUUAUAGAGAGAGAGAAAGAGAGAAAGUAACCAGAGUGCGACAUGCUACUGCAGGAGAAAAAGAAAAGGAAUAUAGAAAAAUGCAAGCUUUAUCGAGUCUUCUUGUGCGUGAGAAUGUAUAUUAUAUGUAUGUUUCAGUGCCUCCUUGGCAAAGCCAACGCAUUAAUUCUAUUACAUGCAAGAGGGUUUUUUCUAUCGAUCGUGUAAGCCUUGCAUUUUUUGUAACUAACACAGGUGUCGAGGUAAAUAUUUCCGUUCCUCUCAUACUGUGAGUAUUUUUGUACUUGUAUUAUUUUUCGAGAAACUUUUGUAAAGUUUUACGAAUGGAUGUACAGAACGAAGCGCCUUAAUUUAAAAAGAAGAAAAAAAAAAAAAGAAGACCUAAUUUAUUGCAUUAGUCAUGUUUUAGUAUAUAUAUUAAAAGCCGAGCAGCAAAUUUACUAGAGAGAUGGAGAAGCAUCGUUUAAGUUCUACUUUCCGUAUGUAGUAAGAAACGAACGAAAAUAUUCAUGAAGAUUGUGUUCUCUGUGAUAUAGCGAAAAAUAGCUCCGAAACAGAGAUAGAGAAGCGUUAUCGUUAUUGCUCUUAUUAUUAUUAUAAUUACUAUUAUUACUACUAUUAAUACUAUUGCUACUAUUAUAUCAUCCUCAUCGUCAUUGUUGUACCAUUGUAGACAAUAUGCUGUCUGACAUAAAACAAUAAACUUGCCUAAUGACCAUUUAA